ACACGCAACUAUGUAAAUAUCUCUAAUCCAAAUCAAGUAACUUUAACGAUAGAAAGCAAAAAAUAAUAAUUUUAUAUAUAUAACUUAUAGUCUUUUAAAUCUUUAUAAAUAUAUGACAUUUUACAUUUGGUCAAAUAAUGCAUGAUGUUACAAAGACCAAAAAAUUGGAUUGCAGAAACAUUAUGGAAACCAAGAAAAACACACUCGUUGGAGCAAUUAAGAUAUCUUCAUUAUGUACUUCAACGAAAUAGUACUGUAAAUGAUGGAAAUAAAAGUCUUCUUGUUGAAACAUUGCGACAAAUGGCAGAGAUUCUUAUAUGGGGAGACCAAAAUGAUUCAACUGUUUUUGAUUUUUUCCUCGAAAAGAACAUGUUACUCUUCUUCUUGAAAUUUAUGACACAAAAUUGUGGGAGUUAUAUUACGGUUCAGCUCCUCCAAACUCUUAACAUCCUAUUUGAAAAUAUCCGACAUGAAACUUCUUUAUAUUUUUUGUUGUCAAACAACCACGUAAACUCAAUAAUUGUUCACAAGUUUGAUUUUUCCAAUGAAGAGGUUUUGGCGUACUAUAUUUCUUUUCUCAAAACUCUCUCAUUAAAAUUGAACAAACAAACAAUUAAUUUUUUUUUUAAUGAGAUAAAAUGUGACUUUCCACUUUAUACAGAAGCCAUUAAGUUUUUCCAUCAUUCUGAAAGUAUGGUCAGAAUUGCUGUUCGAACCCUUACUCUAAAUACAUAUAAAGUUGGCCAUACAAAAAUGUUAGAAUUCAUUUGUGACAAAACUGCCACACCCUAUUUUUCAAAUCUAAUAUGGUUGAUUGGUAAAGAUGCCAUCGAGCUUGAUGAUUGUGUAAUUCAAGAAACAGAUCAUUUCAAAUUCGAUAAGCUAAAAGCAGCAGUUGCAGACCAUCUUGAUCAUUUACAUUAUUUACAUGAUAUUCUUACGUUGAAAAUAAAUGUUUUAAAUAUGAUUCUAACCGAUCACAUGAUUAAUCGAUUGCUUAUUCCAUUGUACAUAUACAGUUUACCUGAUGAUCUAUCUAAUCAUGAAAGAGUUCACAUUAGCAAGCUUGUUUCAUUAUUUUUGUUGGCUCAGCACAUGUUAAUUAUGAAUCAUUCACCAUUGGUCAAUGCUAUUGUUGAUGUCAUUUUCAAUGAAAAUGAAAUAAGGACAACAGCUUAUCAAACAACCAUAAAUGAUGAAACAAAGUUUCAAUGGUCAAGCAAUUCAUCUUCUUCUCGAGCUUUUAUCCCCCCUCCAGCCUCAUUAGAAUCUCAGUUAGAAGCUCAUGGUGUUACGAAAGAUAACUAUGAUUUAUCAUCAAAAUUAAGAACUCUUUCUAUUGAUCAGGAUAAACUCAAAUCUUCUGCAUUUUAUAUAAAUGAUACUUUAAAUGAAGGCAUGUCAAAUAGUGCGCCAAGUGUUUUAGAAACUGUGUUUAUGGAUGAGAAAACUAACUGUGCUUCAGUUGAAAAAUUUGAAACCAAUAAUGUAGCUUCUAAAAAAAAAUCAGAUUUUAAACUUGAAAAUACUCUAAUUAAAACUGAUGACGUACAGAAAGAAAGCAAAACAAAGGAAAAAUUAGAAGAGCUAUCUGAAAGUAAGAAAUCGGAAAUCAUUCCAGCAAGUAGUAUUACUCCAGGAAAGGAAAAACUUUUUCUUAAGAACAUUCUGAGCUCUCUCGACUGUAGUCAUAGAGAUGAUGGAGAAACAUUUUUUGCUUUGUGUCUCUUGUAUGCAAUUAUGACCAAUUCAGGAGUUAAAGUAAGCUUGCUAAAAGAUAUUGGUCUUGCAUCUCCAGAACAAUCUGACAAAUACAACAAUGAUAUUAUGGAUAAAUUGCUGCAUUGUUUGGAAUUAGGUGUUUGUGAUGGUUCAUGUAUGAGAUUAGUGACUUUUGAAAUGUGUAUAAAAGUAAUUCGUAUGUUAGUUAUUCAAGGAGACAUUAUUCGAAUUACAGAUGCACAUUUUGCUAUGUUACAGAACAUAAGGGAAGAAACUAUUUUACAACUUCGAAAUUUUUAUAAGGGUGAUGAUUUUUUUGUUGACACAUUUGAAGGACAAUAUCACCAUUUAAAGGCAAAACCACUAAAUGUAGAAUAUAUAACAAUGGAUGCAUCUCUUCUACUUCCUGCUACUGUCACUCCAUUAACUGGCAUUGAUUUUAUGAAAAGGUUGCCAUGUGGAGAUAGCGAAAGAGCUCAGCGGGCUGCUCAUGUUUUUAUUAUGAUGCGAGAGUUACUGUUAGAUGUACAAAAAGAAACUGAAAGUUUUCUUCCAUUAAGCAAAGUUGAUAAUCCAGUAUGUGAAUCUCAAGUUCUUGAUCUAAAUAAUAGUGAUUUGAUAGCUUGUACUAUAUCUCAACAGGGAAAACAAAGCAUACGUCGUUUUUUGGUAAUCGACACAAGUCAGUUUAUUUUAGUAGAGCCAGACACAAGUAAACUUGGAUGGGGAGUUGUGAAGUUUGUUUCCCAUUUGCAGGAUGUUGAAGCUAACCCUGAUAAAGAUGAUAGUCGAUCAUUACAUAUUGUGAUACAACAGCCGUUUACAAGGAGAAGCAAGGCUGGUUUCAAUCCCUUACCUGUAAUGACUUGUAAAUUUGUAUUCGAUGACUAUAUAAGGUGUAUGUCAGCUAGACAACGACUACAAAAACGCAAAGAAGCACUAAAGCACAGAAAAAUGUCGGCAAUUGCAAGUUUAUUAGAACUUCCUGCUUUGGCAUCCCCUGUACCAAGUUAUUACAGUCUUACAACAAUUGAAGGACAAAGUAGUGUUUGGCUACCUUCGUCUAGAGACUAUAAACGCAAAACCAAUCUUCAGAUGGUUUUAACACCAUCUAUUCAGAAACAAAAAGUUCUUUCGCCGAAACACGAAGAAAUACUCCAAAGACAGCUUAAGCAAGAUGAAGAUGUUCCUGGGUGGCGGAAUAGAACUUCACAUAUAAGUAAAUCAAAAAUCCCUAUUACUAAAUCGCUCGUUUCAAGUGAAAAACCAAAGCAUUCUUUAAAAGGUAAUGAAGCUGUGACGUUGGCUAACUUAUUAGAACAUAAAUCUGCCACUUCAGAAUUAUUUGGACAGGCUAUUCAAAGGCGUACUAGUUCUCUCGAAAUAGGUGAAGAAAUAUCUGAAGAUUCUAUGUCAGCUACCGAAACAAACUCUAACGUAUUUUUUCCUAGCUCAGAUUUGAGUUCAACAAAACGUAUUGAAAACGAUCAAAUACAAACUACCGAAAAUAAAACACUUACCUUAAACUCUUUAAAACUUUAUAAAUCUAACACUAAAGUGGAAAUGAGAAAGUACAAAUGCAUAUCAGCGCCUGGUUCACCUCGAGGUUCUCGCCAACAAAAAUUUAGUAAUAGUUCUUUGGAAACGUUGAGUAAAUCAUUACCUAUUAUGUUUUUAACAUCACCUUCUCUUAGUGAACAUGAGCGCAAACAAAGAGCUUUUCGAGCAAGAGCUAGAAUAAAAAACGCUUCCAAUUUUUCUGGAGGUGUUAAAAAAUUACGUCGAUAAAGUAGAAGCAUUUUGCAUCUUAACUACAAUUAUAUCUUCCAUUUUUACAUUAUAUAUGCAAAUAUUUUUUCUAACAACUGAAUUAAAUUAAAUUUGAAUUAAAUCUAAAGUACAAAAUGUAACUGUAUUAUCGAGUAUUAAUAACCUAGUAAUUACCAUGACAAAACGCAAUCUUUGUGCGCCCAUUUAAAUUAUUACUUAAUAAAAUUAGAUAAUAUAAAAGUUUCUUAAUUAUUAUAUUUUAAUCAUUAAAUUUAGUUAAAACUGCCAUCAGCAUUUUUAAUCCUAAUCUCUUUUCUCGCUAUUUUAUUUAGUUUGCUCGCUUAUCCUAGCUUCUUUUGUUAGCUUUUGGCAGACAGUUGUGUUACAAACUAAGACAAAACGGUGUAUUUAAUAAAUCCGAUACAAAGCAAGAUGUAUAUAUAUAUUUUUUAAUUUGUAAAAAUGAUACAAAACUAUA
Messenger RNA from Hydra vulgaris (swiftwater hydra), 3970 nucleotides. Its product is annotated as protein CLEC16A. NCBI's taxonomy places the organism in Eukaryota, Metazoa, Cnidaria, Hydrozoa, Anthoathecata, Hydridae. The record is from RefSeq and is a predicted model, not a curated record. Gene Ontology annotation, cellular component: endolysosome membrane; late endosome. Gene Ontology annotation, biological process: endosomal transport; endosome to lysosome transport; regulation of autophagosome maturation.